Messenger RNA from Nicotiana tabacum (common tobacco), 964 nucleotides. Its product is annotated as dehydration-responsive element-binding protein 1E. The record is from RefSeq and is a predicted model, not a curated record. Gene Ontology annotation, biological process: regulation of DNA-templated transcription. Lineage: Eukaryota; Viridiplantae; Streptophyta; Magnoliopsida; Solanales; Solanaceae. Gene Ontology annotation, molecular function: DNA-binding transcription factor activity; DNA binding.
ACCAAACAUCCAACACUACUAGACUGUACUCUUUACUCUCUGAAUAUAUAUAUAUAUAUAUAUCAGUGAUCAAGAAUGGAUAUCUUUCGAAGUUAUUACUCCGACUCACUUACUGAAUCUUCAUCACUUUCUGAUAACAGCAGCUCCCCAUGUAAUAGAGCUAAUCUUUCUGAUGAGGAAGUUUUGUUAGCUUCAAAUAACCCCAAGAAGCGAGCAGGGAGGAAGAAGUUUCACGAAACUAGACACCCAGUAUACAGGGGAGUGAGGAAGAGGAACUCAGACAAAUGGGUUUGUGAAAUGAGACUACCAAAUAAGAAAUCAAGAAUAUGGCUUGGAACUUACCCCAUUGCAGAAAUGGCGGCCAGAGCUCAUGACGUGGCAGCUAUUGCAUUGAGGGGUCGUUCUGCUUGCUUGAACUUUGCAGACUCAGUUUGGAAGUUGCCUAUCCCAGCUUCUACCGACGCUAAGGAUAUUCAGAGAGCGGCGGCGGAGGCAGCCGAGGCUUUCCGGCCAUCUGAGUCAGAAGCAAUUUCAGGUGAAUCAUGUGCUGGCACUACUCCUGAAACGCUAGAAAAUGAUAAGUUUUUUAUGGAUGAGGAAGCUCUGUUUUGCAUGCCGGGAUUGCUAGCGAGUAUGGCGGAAGGAUUAAUGCUGCCUCCACCUCACUUCGUAGAUGUUGGAGAUUAUGUGGAAGCUGCUGACAUGCAUCUAUGGAGUUAUACUAUUUAAAAAACUUCUGGUUAUAUUGCCUCUUUCGAACAAUCUAUAUAUAUCUAUAUCAUCUUCCCUAUAAGUAUAUAUAGUCAAUAUGCAAUUAGAAUGCUCGAGGUUACUUAAAUUAGGAUUUAGUUAGGAGAUAUAUACUGGUAGUUUCGUACUCAAAUAUUUGGAAGGUACGAAUUUACAAUAGCGUUGUAAAUAUUUGGUUAGGCAAGUGAGAAACAAAAAGCUUUGUUAUUUUCAU